Drosophila hydei is the source of this 974-nucleotide messenger RNA. RefSeq lists its product as uncharacterized. The record is from RefSeq and is a predicted model, not a curated record. The transcript has 5 exons. Lineage: Eukaryota; Metazoa; Arthropoda; Insecta; Diptera; Drosophilidae. The coding region runs from base 14 to 958 and encodes 314 amino acids.
AGUCAUUAACGAAAUGGAUUUGGGUGAGCGCACACCAUGCAUUUCCAUUACAUGGGCAUUAUUAAUCAUAGUCUGUCAAGCGAUGUGCGAGUCUCUAUGUGUGAGCGAGAGUCCGAGCCAGAACUUUGUGUCCGUUCUAAGUGCUGCCUACCACAGCCAUCGCAUACUCUGUCUAACCGCCAUGGGCACUUUGGCUUUGAUGCUUCUCGGCUGUCUGGGUUGUCUGUGCUGCAGCUGCUCUUGCCUGGCAAGACGAAAAGCUGAGAGCCUGGACGCGUACGCUCCACGCACGCAGAGUAUUGUAUGGCCGUCCAUACCUGCAGAGACAGCUCAUGUGCUACAGUUGACCUUUCUGCACACUCCCAACGCGGUGGACUGCAUCUGCCGGGGCUGCAGCAAUUCGCGGAAGGAGCAUUGCCUGGAGGAUUGCUUGAAUGGAACCGAAUCAAAAAUCAAAGAAGUAACAAUGCAACAUCUAAUGAAGGCGGGAAAAGAAAAUCUGAUGAAGUUGCUGCUGCUACUGCUGCUGCUCAUAGUUUACCCGCAGUUCCUGCAGGCCAACAACUUUACAGAUUAUGGCUGGUUAAAUGAGACAGACUUCGUAGAGGAUGUCGAUAAUACAACGACGAAUUCAAAUGGUUUUAUGAUUACUAGCAACAAUAACAAAAAAAAUGUUCAUCAUGUUUUUAUGGAUCCAUUGAGGAGAGUGGCAUUUGUGGCCCUGAUGCUGCACAUUCUGAUCGUUGGUGGAGGUAUUAUCAUCUACAGUGUUGCCUGCUGCAAGUCACGCUCGAAUAGAAGACGACUGUCGGGUCUCAAGCGACGUCUACAGAGUCCACCUACACUGCAGCAUAUACCAAAUUCCCAAAGUUGUCCCUGCCAUGGCUGUCGUGUGGCGAGGCAGAUGCUUAGCGGCCUAAUAGUACAGCAAAUUAUUACCGAGCGUUCCGAGCGUUAGCGAUUUAAAUAGACGU